AUGUUGCUACGUAUCGUGAGAGCCGCCGCUCCCGCCGCCGGCAGGCUGGUUGCCUGUCGCGCCGCCGUCGUCUCGAGGCUUCAUCGCUGCGUCACACCAACUCUCUCCCUCUCCCCGCGUGUCCGCCUCUGCCACUCUGCCCCCGCGGAGUCCGCAUCGACUCAGCCCCUGACGAAGGUGCAACCCCGGCUGGCGCUGGCCUUCACAUGUAAGGUGUGCAACACUCGCGUACAGAAGCUGAUCUCGCGGUUAUCGUACGAACGCGGUGUGGUCAUAGUCGAGUGUGACGGCUGCCGCAACCGCCACCUCAUCGCCGACCACCUCGGCUGGUUCAAACACGUCCAGGGCCGGACGGUGGAGGAGAUCCUGGCACAAAAGGGCGAAAAAGUGACGCGUGUGGGGUUCGAACAGGGUGCGUUCGAAGUGGUACCGCCUCAGGAGAGUGAUACGGACGCGACGGUAGUGCCGCCCGCUCCGGCGUCGGAGACUGAGAGGUAG
This is a messenger RNA of Amphibalanus amphitrite, 498 nucleotides long. Its product is annotated as DNL-type zinc finger protein-like. Gene Ontology annotation, molecular function: protein-folding chaperone binding; zinc ion binding. The coding region runs from base 1 to 498 and encodes 165 amino acids. Lineage: Eukaryota; Metazoa; Arthropoda; Thecostraca; Balanomorpha; Balanidae. The transcript has a single exon. Gene Ontology annotation, cellular component: mitochondrion. Gene Ontology annotation, biological process: protein stabilization; protein import into mitochondrial matrix; protein folding. The record is from RefSeq and is a predicted model, not a curated record.